AUGGAUGACGCGGCCGUGCUCAAGCGACGGGGCUACAUCAUGGGGAUAAACUUGGGGGAGGGCUCCUACGCCAAGGUCAAGUCAGCCUACUCCGAGCGCCUCAAAUUCAACGUGGCGGUCAAGAUCAUCGACCGCAAGAAAGCCCCCACGGACUUCUUGGAGAAGUUCCUCCCCCGGGAAAUCGAGAUCCUGGCCAUGCUGAACCACCGCUCCAUCGUCAAGACCUACGAGAUCUUCGAGACGUCGGACGGCAAGGUCUACAUCGUCAUGGAGCUCGGCGUCCAGGGCGACCUGCUCGAGUUCAUCAAGUGCCGGGGGGCCCUGCACGAGGACGACGCGCGCGAGAAGUUCCGCCAGCUCUCCUCGGCCGUCAAGUACUGCCACGACCGGGACGUCGUGCACCGGGACCUCAAGUGCGAGAACCUCCUCCUGGACAAGGACUUCAACAUCAAGCUGUCCGACUUCGGCUUCUCCAAGCGCUGCCUGCGGGACGACAGUGGGCGGCUGGCGCUGAGCAAGACCUUCUGCGGGUCGGUGGCGUACGCGGCCCCCGAGGUGCUGCAGGGCAUCCCCUACCAGCCCAAGGUCUACGACAUCUGGAGCCUGGGCGUGAUCCUCUACAUCAUGGUCUGCGGCUCUAUGCCUUACGACGACUCCAACAUCAAGAAGAUGCUGCGCAUCCAGAAGGAGCACCGCGUCGACUUCCCACGCUCCAAGCACCUCACGGGCGAGUGCAAGGACCUCAUCUACCGCAUGCUCCAGCCCGACGUCAACCGGCGGCUGCACAUCGACGAGAUCCUCAGCCACUGCUGGGUACAGCCCAAGGCUCGGGGCCUGUCCUCAGCGGCCAUCAACAAGGAGGGGGAGAGCUCCCAGGGCCCCGAGUCCGUGUGGGCCGCUGACCCCGCGUCUGACAAGAAGUCGGCCGCCAAGCUGGAGGCCCGGGAAGAGGCCCGGCUCGAGGUUGGCCCCGAGGAGGAGACGGUGCAGGUGUCCAGGCAGCUGGAGACCCUGGGCUUCCCCGGCGACCAGAUGCCCGGGGAGACGCAGGAGGGGCCUCCCCAGCAGCCCCCCGAGAUGCACGCCCAAUGAGCCUCUCGCGGCCCAGGGGUCGGCAGGGAA
This is a messenger RNA of Choloepus didactylus (southern two-toed sloth), 1122 nucleotides long. RefSeq names its product testis specific serine kinase 1B (gene TSSK1B). The coding region runs from base 1 to 1092 and encodes 363 amino acids. Gene Ontology annotation, cellular component: cytoplasm. Gene Ontology annotation, biological process: microtubule cytoskeleton organization; protein phosphorylation; intracellular signal transduction. The transcript has a single exon. The record is from RefSeq and is a predicted model, not a curated record. NCBI's taxonomy places the organism in Eukaryota, Metazoa, Chordata, Mammalia, Pilosa, Megalonychidae. Gene Ontology annotation, molecular function: ATP binding; protein serine/threonine kinase activity; tau-protein kinase activity.